GAUAUUAUGGUUUUUUGACCAACCACCAACACCUGUGAAAGCAGAACACAAAGAAGAAUGCUGCUGUGUGUGUAACAGUAUGCUGUCCAUGGUCACAUUUAGGUCAUCUUGUGGAACCUUAGAAAGAAACAAGGGUAAUAGUAAGAAAAUGAUGUUUAAUAGAAGUAUCUUCGCUACACAGUCAGACUGAAACAGGAAAAGUUCUUUGGAGCCACGUGGUUAUGAUAUCACUGAGAUUCCAUAAUGCCUCCUGCUGUGACAGACAGUCUUGACAUCUGGGCAGUGGAUUCACAGAUUGGUGCUGAUGGCUCAAUAUCUGUGGACUUCCUGUUGCCCACUGGAAUCUACAUCAACCUGGAUGUCCCUCGAGAUGCCACCAUAUCUCAUAUUAAACAGCUGUUAUGGAAGCAGGCACAUGCCUAUCCACUCUUCCACCUCCUCAUGGAGAUUGACUCUUACAUGUUCUCAUGUGUGAAUCAGACUGCUGUACAUGAAGAAUUAGAGGAUGAAACCCGGAGACUUUGUGAUGUUAGACCCUUUCUUCCUGUCCUUAAACUAGUGACAAGGAAUUGUGAUCCAGGAGAAAAGUUGGAUUCCAAAAUAGGUGUCCUCAUAGGCAAAGGUCUCCAUGAGUUCGAUGCCUUACAAGAUCCUGAAGUGAACGACUUCCGAGCUAAAAUGCGGAGGAUCAGCGAGGAAAAGAUUCAGUCCCUUGUGGGUCUCUCCUGGAUGGACUGGUUAAAACACACUUACCCACCAGAGCAGGAACCUGUUAUCCCAGAGAGCUUCCAAGAUAAGCUCUACAGUGGAAAUCUUGUAGUGGCUGUUCAUUUUGAUAACUGCCAGGAUGUAUUUAGUUUCCAGGUGUCUCCUAACAUGAAUCCCAUCAAGCUGAAUGAACUGGCAAUCCGAAAACGUUUGACUAUCCAUGGAAAAGAAGACGAGGAAGUUGAUCCUGCUGACUAUGUGCUGCAAGUUAGUGGAAGGCUAGAAUAUGUUUUUGGUGAUCACCCGUUAAUUCAGUUCCAGUACAUCCGCAACUGUGUGAUGAACAGGACUCUCCCUCAGCUGACUCUGGUUGAGUGUUGCACCAUCAAGAAGAUGUGUGAGCAGGAGAUGAUUGCCAUAGAAGCUGCCAUAAACCGAAAAUCAUCCACCCUUCCUCUUCCUCUGCCACCAAAAAAAACAAGAGCAACAACUAGUGUAUGGGAUAUUUCCAACCCUUUCAAGAUUAUUCUGUUAAAGGGUAAUAAACUAAAUACAGAAGAAAAUGCCAAAGUUCAUGUUAGGGCUGGUCUUUUCCAUGGUACAGAACUCCUUUGUAAAACUACUGUAAGCACAGAAAUAUCUGGGAGAAGUGACCACGUUUGGAAUGAAGAGCUGGAGUUUGAAAUCAAUGUAUGUGAUCUGCCAAGGAUGGCAAGGCUCUGCUUUGCAGUUUAUGCUGUGAUGGAUAAGAUGAAAACUAAAAAGUCCACUAAGGCAAUGAAUCCUUCCAAAUACCAAACAAUUAGGAAAGCAGGAAAAGUGGUCAAUGUUUCAGAUGAACUUGAAGAAAUGUUGAAUCCCAUGGGAACCGUCCAGACUAACCCUUACACUGAAAAUGCAACAGCUUUGCACAUUAGAUUUCAGGAAUAUUCCAAACAGCCUAUAAAUUACCCUCCCUUUGAUAAGAUACUUGAAAAGGCAGCUGAGAUUGCAAGAAACAGUGACAAUGCUGCAAUGGCGGGUCGAGGUGGUAAGAAGUUUUAUGUUGUGCUAAAAGAAAUAAUGGAAAGAGAUCCUUUAUCUCAGCUUUGUGAAAAUGAAAUGGAUCUCAUUUGGACUUUGCGAUAUGACUGUCGUGAAAAUUUCCCACAAUCAUUGCCCAAACUGCUGCUCUCUUUAAAAUGGAACAAACUUGAAGAUGUUGCUCAGCUUCAGGCUCUCCUUCAGAUCUGGCCCAAGCUGCUGCCCAGAGAAGCUUUGGAGCUGUUGGAUUUCAAUUACCCAGAUCAGUAUGUCAGGGAAUAUGCAGUGGGUUGUUUAAAGCAGAUGAGUGAUGAAGAGCUCUCUCAGUAUCUUCUCCAACUUGUGCAAGUCCUGAAGUAUGAGCCCUUUCUGGAUUGUGCACUCUCCAGGUUUCUCUUGGAAAGAGCACUUGCCAAUAGGCGAAUAGGACAGAUGUUGUUCUGGCAUCUAAGGUCAGAGGUUCACAUCCCUGCUGUCUCAGUGCAGUUUGGUUUGAUUCUGGAAGCUUACUGCAGAGGAAGUGUUGCUCACAUGAAAGUGCUUGCUAAACAGGUGGAAGCCCUUAAUAAAAUGAAGACUUUAAAUAGUCUAAUUAAGCUGAAUGCCAUGAAGCAAAGCAAAGCAAAAGGAAAAGAUGCCAUGCAUACGUGUUUGAAACAAAAUGCUUACAGAGAAGCACUUUCUGACCUUCAGUCUCCUCUGAAUCCUUCUGUUAUACUUUCAGAACUGCAUGUUGAGAAGUGUAGAUACAUGGAUUCUAAAAUGAAGCCUCUGUGGAUAGUAUACAACAACAAAAUGUUUGGAGGAGAUCUUGUAGGGAUCAUCUUUAAAAAUGGUGAUGAUCUCCGACAGGACAUGUUGACGCUCCAGAUUUUGCGUUUGAUGGACAUCCUUUGGAAAGAAGCUGGUCUGGAUCUCCGGAUAUUGCCCUAUGGCUGUUUGGCGACUGGAGAUCACUCUGGCCUUAUUGAGGCUGUUUCUAGUUCAGAAACCAUUGCUGACAUUCAGUUAAACAGCAGCAACGUUGCUGCAGCUGCUGCCUUCAACAAGGACGCGCUCCUGAACUGGCUGAAGGAAUACAAUUUAGGAGAUGACUUGGAUCGAGCCAUUGAAGAAUUUACUCUGUCUUGUGCUGGCUACUGUGUAGCUACAUAUGUGUUGGGAAUUGGUGACAGACACAGUGACAACAUCAUGGUCAGAAAAAAUGGGCAGCUCUUUCACAUAGAUUUUGGGCAUAUUCUUGGAAACUUUAAGUCCAAGUUUGGAAUUAAAAGGGAACGGGUACCUUUCAUACUCACCUACGAUUUCAUUCAUGUUAUUCAACAAGGAAAAACAGGGAACACUGAAAAAUUUGGUCGGUUCCGGCAGUAUUGUGAAGAAGCCUACUUGAUCCUGCGGAAACACGGGAACCUAUUUAUUACACUCUUUGCACUGAUGUUGACUGCAGGGCUUCCAGAGCUGACCUCUGUCAAGGACAUCCAGUAUCUCAAGGACUCUCUCGCCUUAGGGAAGAGUGAGGAAGAAGCACUAAAACAAUUUAAGCAAAAGUUUGAUGAAGCACUCCGGGAAAGUUGGACUACUAAAGUGAACUGGAUGGCUCACACUGUUAGAAAAGAUUACAGAUCCUAGAAGACUUCUGCGCUUGCACUAAGCUGAAGGUUAGCUUGAUAAGUGUUUUUAGAGGGUUAUCUGUCCUAUGGACCAACAAAACUUCAAGAAGCGUUUGGAUAACGCUCUCAGGCUCACAAACAACAAAAAGAAAUGGACUGAAAUAAUUCCUGAGUCUUUUGCACUCUGCUUCUGAAUGCUUGAUUCCAAGACUGUCUCUAGAAACAGUGAACAUCCUGGAUAAUCAGUUCCUGCUGACUUUGCACGCUGAGAGCUACUAGGCAUUUUUAAAAAUUCUUUGGUACUUUAUGGAGGUGUAAAUAUUUGUUUUUAUACGUUAGAGUAAUGUACUCUAACAUACUCGGGAGGGUUGAAGACCUCUGACAGAACUGUUCUUUGCUUAAAGUUGGGACUUGAAGAGUAAAUUUUUUUUUUAUAUCCUAAUCUGGCUAAAAAUGACCAUAUUGUAUAUAUUUUUCAUAAGACCUCUGCCCUUCUGGCACAGAUGCAUUAAUUCUACUGUAAAUAGCAACCACGGUAUCACUGUACUGCAGGGAGCUGCCCCACGUCUCGUGCUGCUGCUGAAGGAAGGGUAGAUGUCUGUAGGGUGGGGGGAGGACAGGGACAUCUUUGGGAAUGAUGCAGCAUCCAAAUGUUCAGGGUUGUGCAAUUUUGUUCCUCUGACAUAACACACACAAAAGAAGCCCUUCAGAAUCAGGAAGGUUAAGCCAAUUCCAAACGUGCCUGAGAAUCCCUCGUUGUAAUGGUCUCCCACUCAGCCCCUGGGGCUUUGCCCUCAACACCUUGAGAGGCACAUUUGGUUCAGGUUCAGCAAGAAGCUUCUUACAGCCUUACACUGGAAUUUGUAUCUCAGAUUAGUUGUUCCCUGCAAAAUGUACUGACUUAUGUAAGGGACAUUUUCAUUAAAUAUACUACACAAAGUGAUUUUUAGAGCCUACGUACCAAAAACCCCAGAACACCAAUGCCAAGUCACUGAUCUUUUCUCACUGUAUUUAUUAAAAGCUUGCAGUAAUGUUGCUUUAUGUUGAAGAUGGUUGCUGAAGAAACUGGAUUUGUUUUAAUUUAUUUAGUGAGAUACCAGGCUUUUAGGUGCUUAAAUGGAGAGCAAAUUUGUUACGUGCAAUAGGGAACUGCUAGUUCAAAGAUGUGACAUAAUGUUUCUGAACAUCAGCAAGAGAAAUUUUAACUACUGCUUGUUCUCCAAGGGACACUGGUAGCUCUUGAUUCUUGUUGACAUUUGAAAGAGAAUUAAACAUAUAUAUUUACCUUUUGACUAAGCAGUUGUUCUGCAUAGAAAUGUUGGUUUAUGUAGGAAUUUAGGUAAAGGUGCUUUUACUUUGUUGAGAGUGAUUUAUUUUUGUUGGUUUGAGGUUUCCUUGUUUCUUUUAGAGGUCAAGAACCUAACUGGAGCCAAGGUGGCAGUCUGUAUAGGGCUUGGAUUCUCUUGUCCCUCGCCCUUUGGGCUUAUCUAUCUGAAAAUCUUCUUCUUCUAGAAUAUUGUAAAAGUAACAAGUGGUUUGUGGUUUGGUUUUGUUGGGUUUGAUUUUUUUUUUAUACAAUAUAGUAGCAUUAAAAGUGCCAUUUCCCCUGGGUUAUAUAUAUAUAUAUAUAUAUAUAUAUAUAUAUAUAUAUUCUACAGCAGAUGGCAGGAAGGCUAAAAAGAAACUACAUUGCAGGUGAUAACU
Messenger RNA from Lepidothrix coronata (blue-crowned manakin), 5045 nucleotides. RefSeq names its product phosphatidylinositol-4,5-bisphosphate 3-kinase catalytic subunit beta (gene PIK3CB). The record is from RefSeq and is a predicted model, not a curated record. The coding region runs from base 244 to 3360 and encodes 1038 amino acids. NCBI's taxonomy places the organism in Eukaryota, Metazoa, Chordata, Aves, Passeriformes, Pipridae. Gene Ontology annotation, biological process: phosphatidylinositol 3-kinase/protein kinase B signal transduction; cell migration; phosphatidylinositol-mediated signaling. Gene Ontology annotation, molecular function: 1-phosphatidylinositol-4-phosphate 3-kinase activity; 1-phosphatidylinositol-3-kinase activity. Gene Ontology annotation, cellular component: plasma membrane; phosphatidylinositol 3-kinase complex; cytoplasm. The transcript has 23 exons.